Pecten maximus is the source of this 10580-nucleotide messenger RNA. Its product is annotated as cytochrome P450 3A12-like. The coding region runs from base 990 to 2531 and encodes 513 amino acids. The transcript has 15 exons. Lineage: Eukaryota; Metazoa; Mollusca; Bivalvia; Pectinida; Pectinidae. Gene Ontology annotation, molecular function: iron ion binding; monooxygenase activity; heme binding. The record is from RefSeq and is a predicted model, not a curated record.
UAGAUACCCACCACUACGUUUAACAUCUCCCCGGAUGAGUCCGAGUUUUAGAUAAAAAUACUGUUGUAGUUUGUGAGAUUUUAUAUUAUUCAUAAUAUUUUGGAUGAACCUUUGUAGAUGAUGUGAUCGAAUUGGGAUUUUCGAUGUGAUUUCGCUGGGAAUCAUGUGAUGCAACUGGCCUCCAGAGCCGGACGGUCCCGUGAACUGGCGAAGACGGGUACCUACGGGCUAGUCGGUGGUCAGUGAAUAUCACAAGUAUCAUCGCCUUUAGCCAUCACCGCUGUCCAGUAAACUGGUCGGUCAGUUUUUACCCCAAGGAAACAGAUCCACGCUAGUGAUUGUUCAUUAAAGUUGAAGACAAAGAGAUUCCGUUUCCAAGGAACUCUUAAACGGCUCAUCCGGGGAAUGAUAAAGGACCUCCUCAUCAUCUACAAGGGUUCAUCCAAAAUAUUUAACGAGGACAUUUCGAGAAACAUUAUAUAUUUUUCUACAGAAGAGAACAAAUCAACUUUUGACAGUUAAAGAAAACAAGACGAAAGGAAAACCUCGACGAACGAAUAAAGCAGCAUUAGCAUUAGAAGAUAACACGACUCACCGUUUUUAUGAAAAGAUUAAUCUCCAUAAUUUAUAGCUGAUCAAGAUUUGGAUACAUAAAUCGCCAAAACACCUUGACACAGAUUGAGACGCACGUGCAUCCAGUACUGGUCAUCUCUUCCAAAACUGCUGGUCAUCUCCUGGUCAUUCAUAUCUAUCAGUUUGAUAAUCUGUACAACCGCACGCGCUACUGAGACGUCCGCACGUGGUAACGACCUUUGACUAACUGAACUGCAAAGCGGUGCUGUUGUACAUACCGAAGUCUCCGGCCUUAAACAGCGGGGUACAAACAGACCCGGGACAUACUUCCUAAAACCACAGGGAACUCCACACCAGUAUCGGGACAACUUUAAUCUUUGCCUGUGCACCUGAGAUAUACCUGGAUAUUUGACACAAUGGGUGUUGUUGCAUUGUCUCUUAUCCUGGUAGUGCUUGUGCUAUUAUACAGGUAUCUACAGAAAGUCUACACAGUCUUUGAGAGAAUCAACCUGCCAGGACCUAAACCUAAGUGGAUCAUCGGGAACUUGAAGGAAUUCAAAGACAGGAACCCGUUGGAAGUCUUCAAAGAGUUCAGAAAGAAAUAUGGAAACAUUUACGGGUUCUUUGAAGGUUUCCGACCUAGCAUUGUGGUCAACGAUCCCGAAAUGACAAAGGAGAUACUGGUCAAGCAUUUCGACAAGUUCGACGUACGACCGGUGUACAACCCGUUUACGUACUAUCCUGAUCACCUGAACCUUUUUACUACAUCCGGGUCUUUAUGGAAACAUCAACGAGCCAUUGUUGCUGCAGCCUUCAACAGAGCAUCAAUGGAGAAAGCAGUUGAGAAGAUCAAGGCCACCUCCGAUAUUUUCCUAGCAAAGCUUGCUAAGAUGGUUGAGAGUAAUCCAGAUGGUUUCAAUAUCGCCUCAUUGCUGGACAGAUUCACGUUGGACGCCUUCGCCUUGUCAGCAUUCAACUAUGAGGUAAAUAGUAUGGACAACUCCGAUGCCACUCUUUACCAGUUUAUGACGGAGACUCUGGAUGCUGCAUCUACAGAAAACCCCUUAACAGGAAUUGCUAGAGUUUACGGAAGCCUGACCCCAUUCCUGAAAAUCUUUGACUACAAGCAUAAGCGUGUCCAUAUGGCGCACGUAGAAAGGAUGAGAAAUCUUGUACAGAACACUAGACAGGAGAUUGAGAUGCAGGAAAAGAGUUCGGUGAAAAUGAAUGACAACCUCAUCAACCACAUUAUCAAUGGCACAAUCAGGAGUCGCGAUGAGGAGGGCAAAUUGGCUCGUCGGUCACUCGAUGACGAGGAGAUCAUUGCACAUCUGCAUUCACUGGUUGGUGGAGGAAGCGGGACUCUUAAUGCCUCUCUCGAAUUCAUAGUGCAUUGUCUCGCUAUGAACCAGCCAGAACAACAGAAAGCAUUUGACGAAGUUUUCGGGCAAUGCGGACUCAAUGAACAUCCAACCGCAGCGGCCCUGAAAAGCAUGGAGUAUUUGGAGAUGGUGAUGAACGAAGCCCUUCGUCUCUACCCAUGCGCACCGGGAACUGCGCGGAUGUGUACAAAGGACUGUACGAUCAAUGGCGUAAAAUUCAAAGAGGGGAUGAUGAUUCGAGUAAUGGCCUACACACUCUAUGAGGACGAGGAGUGUUUCCCUCAGCCACACAAGUUCAUUCCUGAAAGAUUCAGCACGGCUGCAAGGAGGGAGAGGCACCCAUACAUGUUCAUUCCCUUCGGUCAGGGGCCACGAAUCUGCGUGGGCAUGAAGUUCGGCAUUAUGCUCGUCAAAUUAGCUAUGGUGAAAAUACUGCAGAAAUACGUCAUCGUACCCUGUAGUAAAACACAGGACCCUCUGCCCUCUGUUCUUAGACCGAUGCUGGCGCCACGAAAUGGUGUGUUUAUCAAACUUUUGCCACGCCGGACGGGGCCGCCUGUUAUAUCACAGGGUUAAAUCAGACCGGAAAUGACGUCAAUACAUGUACUGAUGUUCUUGACGCUCUGAAACCCCGUGACAGGCCCAGUCACGUGCGCUCCGAUAGCGGACCGACAGAGGACGGACUGUCCGUCCGGCCAAUGUAGGGAACAUAUUAUAGGCACAACCUGCUUAUAGAUAUGUCCUAUAGCCGCCUAGUAAUGGCAGAAUAAUACUGGGAUAUAGUUUUCAACAUAAAUGUUUAAUUGUAUUGAGCAUCCUAAUCAUUUAUUCCAAAGUUAUUAUCAGCUAUAAUGUAUUCUGUAUCUACCGAAAUGAAUGAAACUGUGAUUUAAGUUAAGGAGGUAUGCGAUACUUCAACGAGGCUAUAUGGACGACAAAAAAGGCAACAGACGUCAUCGCGAUAUACCUACGCGCCACAAAAAGCGGAUGAUGGCCACCGUCACGGUAAUAUCCUGAUGACGGAGCUGUACGUUAUAAAAUCCCCUGCUGCCUUUGAAGAACGAAAGAACUAUUCAUGUUAAAAGUGUACUCGUUGAACAUUGCAAGAACGACAUGUGUUAUUAACACUGUGUGCUUAAUUACAACCAGACACGGAUUAUAAGAGAACGAAGUGAGUAUUGUUUUGUCAUAGUGGUCAAUGUAAGUGACCACUGAUGUCCGGACGUUGUAUUUGUCCAGUUCGGCGUUUAAUGAUUAAGCGUCACGUGAUGUGAUUGUUAUGAUUGUCUUACAAUCAGCAUUUUUGUUCUGAUCUACCGAAUCAUUUUUACAUUAACAUAUCCCUAUAUACGUGUGUUACUGUGACGUCAUAUGCCUUCCGGUACGUCUGUAAUAAGACAGGUUAAGGAAAUAUAAAUAGCUCUUUACGUUAUCGUACUUGGCCCAGUGUUCAAAAGGUGAUUAGGGUAAUCACAGUUUAAAAAUUAUUUUGGAAUCCCGAUAAAAUCAUUUUCGGUAAAAAUAACAAAAUUUUAUGAGACUAUUACAGAGCUCAGUCUCUGCCUACCUGCCUAUUUUAAGGAAUAUACAUACACAGGUAUUGAAGUAAAGGUGAAAUGACAUUUUCGCUUAACAAGUGAUUAAGCUAAUUACCUUUUGAAUAACUGGGCUCUGGAAGAUCUUAGCAUAUCAAAACAUUGCCCUGUGCUGUGAGGUUACGAUAUGUAAGAAAUGUUACUGAAAUCACUUUCUUUUUGCGUGAAUCUUAUUCACAAUUUUUCUGUAAAUUUUCUUCGAAAACAAACUCUCGCGAUAAGACAUACCGUUCGAGUAUUUUUUUUCUUUUUAAAUACCCAUUUGGAAAAUAUUCACAAGAGAAUUUAUUCACCAACGAAAAAUAGUGUGGGUAAACGCGAAUAUAAGAUCCGCCAAGAAAAAGUGAUUUAUUGUAAAACAAGAGCUUGAUUGUCGAAUAGCAAUCCUACCUGGAGAAUUGUUAAUUUUGAUAUAAAUCAUAUGCAGAUGAAUUGUUUUACAGACCAUUCGUGAACAAUGUUAAUAUAUUAUUAUGUAUAUAUAUGUAUAUAUAUAUAUAUUAAAACGACAAAUCGAUAAAGAUAAAUAAAAUUAACGCACUAUUCAGCAUAACCGAAUCAAAAUCAAUGUGUAGACCUAGCACAUAUUUUUUUUAAUUUGUGAAAUAUUUUCAGAUAAUUUGUAAACGUGUCGAGGAAAAAUCUUCACUUGCGAAAAUCUUUCAGUUACAAUAGACAACAACAAGGUUUAUUUUUUAAAUCAGUGUCGUUAUACAGUGAAACAUCGUUAUCUCGAAGUCAAUCCGGUUUUUUUAAAACUUAUAUCCAGAGUAUUCGAAGUAACCGAGUUUAUACAUUUUAUAUGAUUUUAACUGGCAGAAUUGAUUUUUUAUUUCGAAAUAAGCAGGGUCUUUGAGUUAUCAGAGUUCAAGAUAAUGAGGUUUGACUGUAUUUCUAACAAUAGAUGAUCCAUAUGGAACUGCUAUAAAUCAAUGGAGCAUUUUUAAAGUUAAAAGAAACAAUGACAAAAUAAUGUUGUAUAUAAAACGCGUUGCCAUUGUUGGCUUCAGUGAAUCCAUGGCGAUUUAUCUUUUGUCAAAAUCAAAUUAUUGUAUGUAUUGUUGGUAUAUAAUGUCCUAUUGUUUCUUACCCCAGUUGAUGAUAUGAUCUACCGAAUUUCAAAGAAAUGUGAUUGACGGGUACCUGUUCCUUAUUAUCAUUUUUACUUUUCCAAGCGGCAAAUAAAUCUAUAUCAGACUCCAUGAAGACGGGUCUCGUUAUUAUAAAUUCGAAGCUUCUGAAUUAAACAAAGCAAGAAAUGCAGGGAUACUUUUUAUAUGUAAUUGUUACCUAGGUUUGAUAUGAUGAAAACUCAUAUUUCAGGCAGGUACAAUAUUUAUAUAUGUAUAUAUAUAAAUUUUUUUAAAUUAAAACAGUAGUUUGAUUUAUAUGACUUCUGAAACGACACAUAAAAUACUUUGAUAUAUAAAUAUGUGUUUUGUAUCUGUUCGUCGAGUUCUCAAAGUAAUUGAAUUUAAAGUAAGUCCGAAUUGCCAAAUAAGAAAGGAAAUAGAUGUUGUUAUUUUUCUCUAAAAUACUGUUUAGUUGGUAAUAUUUGCGGGGAUAAAGUUUUCUAUAUUCGCGGUUACUAAAUAUAGCGCAAAAAUAAACACCCGACGAAUAUUAUCAUAUAUACCAGAAGAUAUAUAGACGUGUUUACCGCAAUAUAUCUACAUUUGUAAGAAACUGAAUUCCCGCAAACUCGAUCCGAUUGGAACAACUGCGAAAUUUAAGUCCCGUGAAGUUUGCCAACCUCACAGUAAGUUUCAGGAUAUAAGGAACAUGUGCCCUUAAGGUGAGAGCCUUAGAUAUAAUAUUUACUAGCCUUAACUAUUUUCUCUACCAGUAUUGUACUCCGACUACCGAAUAAUAAUGCUUUAUGUCCAUUGUUUUUUAACAUUUAUUAACGUGUUUAAUAUUAUAAUAUUAUACUAAUGUAUUGAUAACAAAUUGUGUAGACCGAAUACCAUGUAAUCCGUCAACUUGUAUACACCGGACAUUCAGAUAUGUCAGUAUUUGAUCAUUGGAUCCGAUUUUAUCGGGAAGUAUGUAGUGAUUUCUCAACACUUCGAAGUGUUGUCAUAGUGAUGUUUGGUUUAACCAUAGUGUACUAUAUACUAGUAAGUAUUCGAAUGCCAUUUGGUAAUAUAUGUUAUAGCCUGUUUCUAUAAAGUAGAAGUGUGAAUAAUAUGACCGAAUAAUAUAUAUUAUGAUCUGUUUCUAUAUAGUAGGUGUAUACGUCUAAUGUAAUCGUAAAAUGUAUGGUAUACUCUGUUUCUUAUAAGUAAUAAUAUGUAUUGUGUAAUCAUAUAUCAAAUGUUAUGAUCUGUUUCUAUUAAGUAGUAAUGUAUAUUGGUGAGGGUAAUAAUAGUCCUAUUUAAUCAGAGAUGUUGCACAUGUUUCCCGUGUCCCUGUCUGAUCCUAUUUCUAUCUUUGUCAUCUGCAGAAAAUUCUCUCUUCAAUAUUGUUUGCUGCCGUUCGUUUGUCUUGCUUGCAUUCUUCAUAUUCUAUAUGUAUUUCAAUGACCAUCCUUUUGACUACCAUGGGUUUCUGAUACCCUGCUUUCGUAACGUUAAUCAGUCUUGAAAACCUUUUAUGUAAAUCUGAUGUUUGAUUUUUAUUUUUAAUUAUUCUAUUAUUUCAAUUUCACCAAUAAUUUCUGCGAAUUUGACGUGCUUAUAAGCAAGACAUGUGGAGGUAAGGACGUUGACCAUUCCGAUUGAAGGAUAUUUAUAUUAUAGCAAAUUAUCUGUUAAUUCAGUACCAGGAAAAAUACUCUAUCUUUUAACCUUCGCCAUGUCUGCCCAAACAGAGGAGAGCGAAUGACGCAAUAUAGCUAACGUUACACAACUCUCUACUGUAAACUUCUCAUGAAAGGUCAGAGCGAAUUUUAAACAAUUGGAAAACAUACAUGAUUUGUCAUAGGGCGAAAUGUACAGUAGUUCUUUUUUAACAAUCAGCUGCUUACCAUAGCUGUGAAACAUUUACACAUUUUUUCCCAUAGGUUUAUUAAAUAUUUAUCUUAUUUUACAAAGACACAGGACUGUUGGUGAUUCUGUACCCCAGUCUGUUGACGUGUGUUUUUUUUUUUUUUUUUAUCUUUUCUUUCUUUUUUUCCUGACAGACAUUAGUGAUUGUCGUUACAUCUAAAACCAUCACUGCCUUUAUGAGUUAACAUCAAAUUAAAGCGGAAUAGUUUCCCGCAUUCAAUUACAUGUAGAAACCAGCAUGAACCGUUCAAAUUCCCCAUGAAAAAUAUCCAUUCCAAUGUAUUAAAUAUCUAACUAGUUAUUGCAUUUUAGAUCAUUUGGAAUUUUUCGUAAUUUUUGUUUCAAUAUUGAGCGAAUUCAAGAUUUUUGUUGGAGUUCAUUGCAGGAAAUAAUGUCUCCAAUACAUAUCUCACGAUUAAUUAUUUCCUGCCAUUUACCGGAAACAGAAAUGUAAUUUGAUGUUAAGUAGAAUAUUUCGGUACGUAUAAACAUUGUAUACCAAUGUUGCUAAUCACUUCCGUAGUUCUCUUUUCUCACUGGUGCAAUAAUAACUGAUUAAUUUAUAUAAUAUUUAUAUACGUAUAUAAUGUAUACAUACCUAUGUUACAUGUGUUUGUCAUUUUACCCUAUGUUUAUAUCUAAAUACUUUAUUGUUAUGAAAUUUCGUGAAAAAUUUAAUUAGGAUAUUUAUUUAGUUUCCCCAAAAAGUUAGAGAAGUAAAUAAUUGUUAUUUGUUAACAAAAGGUGUUCGGUCACAUUCUCAUUCGAACGAAAAUGUACACAUUUCCUUUUUUAUAUUCCUUACAAGUCGAAAAUAGUGUCUAAACAGUUUAAUGUUAUGUGAAAUAUAAACAUGUGACACUCCUGAAUUUUCAGGAAUAUUUUGGAAUUUUCCUUUUUUCCUUUUUGGUUGAAGUAUUUUCAUAUUAACAUGCUAAAUAUGCUAUUUAGGUUAAAUAGUCUGCUAACCUUUUAUUUGCAUACAUAUACGACAAUUAUAUAUAACAUUAUAAGCUUUGUAGAAACCUUACUUACCAAUGUUUUAUACAUGCACGUGACGUGUACGUGACCUAUGUUGAUAAAAAUACGUCUUUAUGUGAAUAUGACAUUAAAACAACAAUGAACCAAACAACAAUCAAUUGCGUCACAUUUAUUUAAAACAGAAAUAACCGUCGUUCUAAAGUUGUUGAUUAGCGCUAAUUUACGCUAAGUGAUUUCGAAUAAUAUCAUUUAUUUUAUAAUAUGAUACCCUAAACUCAUAGACAUUAUUGAUACCCCUUUUAAAUCUAAAUAAAUACAAUUAUUUUCUAAACAUAAUUUAAGGAAUAAUUGAAGAUAUUUAUAUAAAGUUAGAAACGUUUUAAAGAAAGAAAAGAAAAAACCUUAUUCAAAUUUCAAUUCUAGAAUUUUUUUAUUUCAAUUUUAUCAGAAAUGAAGAUUUUAAUCAUUUUUUGGGGAAAUAGUUGAAUUCAAAUAGGUAUAUUUUUAUUCCGUUGAUUCACAAUUUUAUCAGUGUAAGUCACGUAGAAUAUGCAUUCCCGUUAAACAUUAUGUUUGUUGAUGGAUUCUUUGUCUUAACAAUGACUUGCGAUCAUUAAAUGGUGUGUCCACUCUUUGGCCUAGCGAUGUCAAUCAGUCCAUUAAUAAUAAUAUUGUUUGUUUGUCUGUGCAGUUAUAGAGCACAAAACGACAAAGAUCAAACUGAUCUUUUACAGAAACCAAACGCCAUAUUAAUAUUUAAUACAUUUGGAGUGGUUAAAGUUAUCACAAACGAAAAUAACAAAAAAACAAAAGAGAUAAAUAUUAGCUUUGACCAAAAAAAAAAUCAAUUAAAAAAUUGUGAAAAAGCACAGUUGGAUAAAAUCUUGUUUAAAUUACUGGAAAAUAAAUUAAUAAUAUAUUUUCUCUAUAUGUAUAUUUAUUGUUGUUAUCAUUAUUAUAUACAUAUAUGUAUUUAGUGAUUCGAGGCCACAAAAUAGAAAAACUAAAACUUACUCCAUUUUAUGAGAAUAACGAUUGAUAUCGAUAGACUAUCAAGACAGGACAAUCUAAUUUAACAGUACCUUGGUACUGGAAUGACGUUUUCCCCUUUCUUUGUCAAAACAUUUUAAUUCGAGCCAUUUAAUUACUUAUAGCUUUAUUAUGGUUUAUAUACCCCAACCUAUAAUUACAAACGGGCCCAAAGUCAGCCAUUUUGUAGUCUACCCCUUCAUAACUUCUUAAUAACAAAUAAUAUAGCUUGGUUAUACACAAUGUUACAAAGUUUGAGUAUCCUGUAUUUUUCAUCUGUAUAAUUAUUUGAAUCCGCUAAUAUCUAAAUGUUUACAUGAAUGUUAGAUAAAAAAUAUGAUGAUUACAAGCCCUUCUUUAAUAGAAUAUUUUGCUUAGUAUUCCCCAUUCAUUUCAACACACAAGACUCGUCGACGAAAAAUCAAAACGUAUAAUCCACACAGUCAAUUCAUUCAACUUACUUUCUUAAAACCUGAAUGGAGCUGCCUUUCCCUCGUACCAUAUAUUUUAUUUUGAACUCUGCACCCUUGAGCUAUUGGAAUGUUUUAAUGGAAAUAACGCGUACUCAUACCCCGGUUGCGUGUUACAUUUUCUUUCUUUCUUUUUUUUCAAAUCACGUUAUGACGAAACACUUUUGAUGAACAAUGGCAAACUUCUCAUAAAAGGUAGAAGUGGCACUUGAAACUGAUUUUAGGCCUCGUAAAUAACAUUGAAAGUAAAAUUUUCGCAUAUAUAUGUGGUAAAGUUCACAGAGGUAUAUCCGUCCAUUUUCAAAUGAUGGUUUGAGCACAAAUUAUAAUGUUUUAUGGAUACUAGCCGGGUAAACUUUACAUUGACGUGGCGUUUGUGCCACUAUUUUAGGCCAGUUCGAGCUCUGUGUUGUCUGCCUUUUAAAAUAAAUAUUUUUUCCUAUAUCCAAAAAAGUGAAAAGUCAUACAAUAUAUUAAAGGGAAACCUUUAAUCGGUCAAUCAUCAACAAAAACAUUUGAGAAUUGUUAAACUGUUAAUGUGGUUAAAAGUUUUAUAUAAUGUGUGACACUUACCACCAGAAACAUCAUAAGGGAUGUCAACAGGGCAACAACAGAAUUUUAGGAUGUAUUUGCCCAAUACAUAUAUCGAUUUGUACAAUAUAAGACUGCAAACGUACACAAAUAUAAGCAUUUAAUUUAUCAGAAACAGAAAAACGCAAUAAUUGAAUUUUUUCAUUGACUGUGUUUAUAGGAUUAAUUAGAAUAACACCUCUGGAAGUAUUAAUAUUUUUGCAAACAUGUCAGUAAUGAUAUUUUAAUCAAACUAUGUACAAAUCAGAAUUAUAUCAAUUUUUGUCCGAAUUAUUUCAAUAUAUUCAUAUCUAAAAUUGUCAACUAUUUUAAUCUUCUAAAAUAAUUUAAAAUAUAUGUUGAAUAUUCAAGUUUAUAAAAUAUAUGUGUAUAAAAUCUAAGUUCGGAUAUAUUUUAUGUCAUCCAAUUUGCACCUUGUAUUCAUUAAAAUUUGUAAUUAAAACAACAUAUCUUAUUGAUCGCCUGAAAAUAAUCCUAUUUACGGAUAAGUUUGCUGUUUCAUGAUAAGUUUAUUGUAAGUCUUAAUUCAACAGCAAUAAUACUGUUACACGGAAUAUGUAAGAAAUGUAAUGUAUGUUUAAAUGUCAAUACUAAUGAAACUUUGGAUUGAAUAUUUCUUUAUUUUCUGCCGUAGUUCAAAGAAUGUUUUUAUUCACAAUCUGACUUUAUAAGAUUUUUUUUCUUUUGUUAGUAAUGUCUAAACUUAAAUAAAAAUAUAUUUUUGUAUUACAGUAACAGCAUCAUAGUAUUUGUCAGUAUUUGCUAAUUCUUGUUGAAUCUUUUUUCUGACUGGCAAAUCAAUUUCAUUUUAUGCUGAAAUUGUUUGAUAUUUUAAUGAUAAUGUAAAUAAACGGUUCGAAUAAUUUGUUUGUGUACAUGAUGAAAGUAAAACUGAUGAACAAAAUGUCAUUGUCAACUUCUAUGUUUGGAACUCUCCAACCAUAUAUAAAUAAAAUUGUAAUGAACGUG